UUGUUUAUUAAAACAAAUACAUUUAUUUUAAUCGCCGACGUGGAACAAUUCAGUCGAACAACGAUCGGCUCCGAAUCUGCCAGGAGGAAACGAGCUUCGUUAUCGUUGGUGUAUGAAGAAUAACAGAAAGGCUCACAGAUGGCAGUGAGUGUACAGUUACACUGUUAAGGGCAGGAUCAGCAAAAUAGGUUUAGUCAUUCUUGGCCUUUGAGUGACCCCUGUGUGGGAGGGGGCAGAGACAGAAAAGACAUAUAAGAAAUAAAGCAAGGGGGGGAAAAGGAAGACGGAAAUGAAAACAGAGUGAGGGGCAGCGAGGGGAGGGAGAGAGCUGGAGGAUAACAGAAAGGGAGAAAACAGACACGGGAGAGAGAGAGACAUGUACUGUAGAGCUCCUGGAAACAGAAGGAGGGAGGGGGAUUGUUUCGCCGUCCCUCUUCUCUCCCUCUGGCUUUAAAAAGUGAAACAACUCUUUGAAGAGAGGAGGUGGAGUUGUGGGGGGGGGGGGGGGGGCACAGUGCUGCACCUUCACCAUCCUGUCUGGACUGUCAGAGGAGUAUAUAAUGCACGGACGCGGACCUGAAUCCCAGACGCAACGCGGAGCUGCAAACGGACAACCAGCCGAGGACCCGACGCCACGACGACCAUGAACGACGUCAAGCUGGCCCUGCUGGGGAGCCAGGGGGCCGGCAAGUCAGCUGUCCUUGUGCGAUUCUUGACCAGACGCUUUAUUGGUGAAUACGCCUCGAAUGCAAACUCUUUGUACCAUAAGAGGCUGUCGAUCGACGGCAGGCAGCUGAACCUCGAAGUGUUUGACCCCUGCUCUCAGCAGAGCUCCGAGGCCCGGUGCAUCCUGGAGGAGCCGGUGGACUGGGCAGACGGUUUUGUGGUGGUGUACAACAUCAGUGACCGCUCUUCCUUCAUCAACGCCAAAAGCAUCCUGCGGCAGAUCCGGGAGGCGCGCACCGACAGCUGCAAAGGGGACUCGGACGUUCCCGUGUGCCUGGUGGGUAACAAGCAGGACCUGUGCCACGUCCGGCAGGUGCGAGAGGACGAAGGCCGCAGCCUGGCGCAGGAAACCCGCUGCCACUUCCAGGAGGUGUCGGCGGCUGAGAGCUACCAGGACAUCGCCGGCCUCUUCACCCGGCUCAUCCGGCAGGUGAUGGAGCACCUGAAGUACCGAGCCGACCGCCGGCGCUACAGCGGCUCCAAGUCCAUGGCCAAGCUCAUCAACAACGUGUUUGGCAAGAGGAGGAAAUCAGUGUGAUGAUCCCAGUUGGAGUAUGAGAUGACAACAAAGUCAAGCUGGGUGAACUGGGAGGUUGCUUCUUUUUUCUUCUUCUUCUUCUUUUCCAACAAAGCCAUAGUCGAGGCAAGCAGCAGAGCUUCGUGUUCGGUCAGUACCGUUGAAACGUACUCUUGAACAUUUCCACUUAUCACGUUACGGCCACGACUUUAAUCUACUUUCUUGGGAUUUUGUGUAUUAGACACAUAAAGUGGUGCGCAACUGUAAAAUGAAGCUUGGUUUAUGAAUAUUUUUUGCAAAUGAAACCUCCUCUUUGGCAAAACUUAGGUUUAGUCAGAGAUUUUCAAUUGGAUUUAGCUGUAGACAUUGACUAGGCCACAGGAGCACCUGAAUAUGCUUUGAUCUAAAGCAAGACAGCAGCAAUGUCAUAAUUACAAAUUACAAAUGUCAACAUUUCUAUUUUUUUUUUUUUUUUUUUUUUUGCUAAUGUUGAAAAAACAAUCUUGCAAUUGUGGUAUUUCCGUCAAAAAUAAAAAAACGCGUUUAAAAUCACAUGUGAAUAAUUAUGUUCACGCGAUAAGUCAAUUAAAACGCACGCCUCGCCAUCAUCCUGCUACCACUUCCUGUUGUCUUUUUCCACCAGUGGUAAAAUCUGGUUGUUGAUCACAUUUUGAUACAGCCGAAAAAACCUCGCCUCAUACUAGAGCAAAAACGUUUUAAGGCUUUUCGAGGUUUUUUUCCAAAUUGCCAUGUUUCCAUUGAGUGAAUUCCAUUUUAUGGUCACUAGUGUCGCACAAUGUAGAUGGUGUGUUAGUUCUCAGACACACAUUGAAGCCAAAAAGUUGAACUUUGGUCUCAUCUGACCGGAGCGCUUUUGAACAUUUUCUUUCUCCUUGGUCCUUUUGUUUUACAGCCCACAUUUACAGAGCGUACAAUCCCUCCAGAGUUACAGAAUAACUGAACCUGGGAAAAGAUGAAAUUACAAACAGGGGAGCUCUGUGUACCACUUAGGUGACUCCUGAUGGCGGUUGAUUGGAUGGACUUUAUUAAGGGGUAUUAUUGUAAAUGAGGAUGAGUCCGAAACACACUGUCAUUUUGUUUUUGUGAACAAAUUUGAAUGAUCCUGCAUACUUUUUCUCACUUCUCAUUUAUUAAUUUUUUUCUGUUGGACAAUCACAAACACAGCUGCUUGUUCAAAGGCACUUUAUAAUAAGAAACAUGAAUGGCUGACUGCAAGCAGUGAUGGGCACCGCUAACUAAAAUGUUGCGCUAACCACAAAGCGCUAAUCAUAAAAGUUAGAUCUGCUAGUUCUAUACCAACAUGGUAUUUAUCAGAAGCUAAUAUAAAAUGCAAAAUUCAAACAUGUUAGUACCAGCCAUGUGUCUAUGACAAAGCACGUGUCACAACAAAUAAUAUAAGAUUUGAUCAUUUGAAGAAUUCCUGCAGAAUUCUCAACUUCAACGGAGGCGUCAAACUUUAUUCAACUGAAAGUUUACCAAACAGCAAAGUAAAUAAGUGCUUCAGAGUUUAUGUGAAAAAAUGUAUUUAGCUAAGCUAACGACGCUAAACAUUUUCAAAGUUAACAAAAAUGCUAAAGCCCUAAUAAAACAAUUUGCUCUGCUAUCAGCAUGCUAGCAGAUUAGCAGAAGUGUGCCCACGACUGACUGUGAGUAGCAAUUAGUGUGUAUAGAAAUCUAGUGACAAAACUCUAUAGAUCUGCUUCCAAUUUAGGCCACUUAUGUAAGCCCCCUAGCAAGUUGCUUUAAGUUAAAAAAUAUUUACAAAUCUAGUUUAGAAAACAAUCCUGCAAUAAGCACUUUUUCUGCCCAAGUUUUCUUGUUAUAAAUCCAACUAUUGUGCCUAUCUUAACUGCUUUUUCCAAAAAUCAAACUGAUACGUAGAGAAGAAACAAACACCUGCACACAUAAAACAUGCAUGUGCAGAGGGCGUUCAUCAAACAAUCAGAGGUUUAUUGAUUAGGACCUGAAGGAUCUAUAGAGCAGAUGGUUGCACAAAAAGAGGCAAUAACUCAAACGUUUCCUUUCUCAAAUUGAAAUGCUUCAAUUUGCUUUUUUCUUUCACUCAGAACACAGUUCUUGUUGUAGCUUGAGGCAGUUUUACAACACGACAACAUCUAUGAUAAAUGAUAAGUGGUUGAAAAGCCAACAAUAGAAAAAUGUCCAAGUCUGGCCAACUCUUAAAUUAUGUUUUUGCUCCAGAUAGGACGGAGACGACAGCCAGCUAACGCUGCAGCUUGCCAAAUGUAAAAAAAAAACCCUCUAAGUUUGUAGCCAUUGUGCACUGCUGGCGGCUGUCCUGUAUUAUAACUCUUCUUCUGGUAUAUCAGGGCAUUUCCUGCAUGGUUUCCCUGUACUAACCUUACUUCUUUUGUAAUUUUUCUUAAAUGAAUAUUCAGAUUUGGGCUGAAACCUGAACAAAAUUUAAAGACCAGAGUGUCGGUGUGAGAUUGUAUGCAUUUCCUGUCUGGAUUAAACUUUUGAGAUGCUAGUAGAGAACACCUUGUCAUUUAGAAACUUUAGCAACGCUGUGAACUGUUAGCCAAGUGUCGUUACUGAAAAAUAUAUAUGAUGGACAUCAUGUAAAGGGUUAUAAACAUACUUUCGUUGUAAUGCUACUCCUGGAAAGCUGUAGUGUUGACUACAAUUGGGUAAAAUAUGUUUUAUGUUGUCAUAUCAUGUAGUGUUUCAUUCCGCGAUGCAGCAGUGCCAAAUGCCAUCUUUUACUGAAUAAAAUUGGACUCAAGAUUCAUGUAGAAAUAUAUUUUCUCAAAAUAAAUUUUUUUCUCAACAACCAUUAACCAUAAGAGUGGCCAACAGAAAUCAUCAACCCUCCACCACCAUGCUUUACAGUUGGUAUUAGGUACUUUAGGUGACAUUUUGUGUUUAUUAUUCACCAAACAAAUCACUACCAUACAGCUCUGUUUGGUAUCAAUACCGGAGUUUCUCCAUUGUGGGACAAAAAAUUAAUUUCUAAUUCUAAUCCCUGAUUUCCAAACAUAUUAGCUUCUGACCCACAAAAUAAAGGAAAAUGCUAAGCAGCUCAUUU
This is a messenger RNA of Xiphophorus hellerii (green swordtail), 4310 nucleotides long. RefSeq names its product RERG/RAS-like b (gene rerglb). The coding region runs from base 644 to 1264 and encodes 206 amino acids. Lineage: Eukaryota; Metazoa; Chordata; Actinopteri; Cyprinodontiformes; Poeciliidae. The record is from RefSeq and is a predicted model, not a curated record. The transcript is spliced from 5 exons. Gene Ontology annotation, molecular function: GTPase activity; GTP binding.